UGAUCACCGCUGAUUACUGCGGAUCCGCUCGCUUAGUGACUGCUGGAAACGGAUCCAACAUGAAGAGAAUGAACCCUCGUUGGAAGUCUUCCCCGAUGUGGCCUUCAGGAGUGGGCAGCAGGCAGCCGUGUCCACGCGAGUCAGCGUUGCGCAAAGCGGCCAUCAGCGGUAAUGUGCUUGCACUGCCACCCUACCACGUUCCAACCGGCAGGAGUGUGCGCGUCUUCAUCUGUGCCAACCCAGACGAUACAGAGGCGGAAAGGAAUGCCUUAAAAGAACACGUCUAUCCCAAGCUGAGGGACUUCUGUAGAGAGAACUAUGGCAUUGAGUUCCAGGUGGUGGACCUAUACUGGGGCGUCGACCCGGAGGAGUGGGACAGCCCAGAACUACAAAGACUGCGGAUGAAGCUUCUGGAAGAAUGUCUAAAAACAUCUGCAGGUCCAUGCUUUGUUGGUUUGGUGGGGGAAAAGUAUGGCAGCAUUCGAGUUCCAGGAGAGGUAGAAUCGGCCGAAUUUGAGAUGAUUCUUGAUGCCUCAGUAGAAGCUGGUCUAGAUACACGGAUACUGGAGGAGUGGUACUGCCGUGAUGAGAACUCUGUACCACCGGCAUACUACCUCAAACCCAAAGCUGAGAUACUGAAAAGCUGUCAGAACUCGAUGGAGUCAAGCAGAGUUGCUAAGGCCAAGAAUGAGAAGGCAUGGAGGGCUGUCUCUGAGGAAAUCAAGAAAAUCUUCAGAACUGCAGUUCUACAUCUACAAGAGAAAGGAACCAUGAAGAGUGUGCAGGCCAAAAAAUUUAUAUGCUCAGCUCUAGAAGAUGAACUGGAUUUUGCUUUAGGGAAACAGACGCCAGCUUUCCUGAAGAAGUGUGUGUGUUACAUCCGCAAAAUUUCCAACUUUGACCGCUUUGCCAAGCUCCCAGAGAUGGCCCGCUACAUGGACAUUGUUGUGAGUGGGGAUCAGGUAAUGAGAAACCAAGAGGCCUAUGAGCGGCUUCUAAAAGUCAGAGACGAGUUCAUUCCUACAAUAGUUGCUGCAUCAAAUCUCCGUGUCUAUUCCUCAGUUACCCAUUGUGACAUGAAGCUGGGUUACUCCCAAGAAGUGGAGAGCCACUAUGUGGAGGGACUGUGUAAGCAGUUCUACGAGGACAUGGUGGACAUCAUUCAGGCUACCGUCCAACAAAACUUUGACACAGAAACAGAUCCACUGUAUGAUGAGAUCAUACAGCAUCUUUCACUCUGCAAGACCUUUUCCUCAUUUUACGUGUAUAAAAGUGAGACUCUGGAUAUGGUGCAGGAGUACCUGUACCCCUCCAGUGGAGGGAGAAUAACGCCCCUUGUCGUUUAUGGAGGACCCUGCACAGGGAAGACGUUUUUGCUUGCUGAAGUGGCUAAACAGGCUUACUCAUGGCUUCAAAAAGAAAUGGAACCAGAGACAGAUCCUGUUGUCAUUGUUCGCUUUAUUGGCUCGUCCGACCUCUCGACGGACCUCCGAAAUCUCCUUCAAAGUAUUUGCGAACAGAUUGCCAUCAACUAUCGCUGCCUAAUUCACUACCUACCCAACAAGAUUGAGGAGAUAAGAGAAUUACUGGUUAACCUCCUGGUAGAGUCUUCUUUUCAGCGACCUUUAGUUAUUAUCCUUGAUGCCUUGGAACAGCUGUCUGAUGCAGAUGAGGCCCGUAAGCUGUGGUGGUUGCCUGUUCAUCUUCCUAGUACUGUACGUAUUGUGGUAUCAACCUUGCCCAAUAAACAUGGGAUACUACAAAAACUUCGUUGCCUUAUCCACGAUGAGAACAACUACGUAGAACUGAUGCAGAGGGACAGAAAAGCAUGUAGCCAGACACUCAAACAGCAACUUUUGAGUGUCAAACGAAAGGUAACUUCAGGCCAACAGAUCUAUGUGAAUGAAGCACUGGCUAAAUGUACACUGCCCAUGUUUGUUAACCUUAUCUAUCGUGAGGUGGUACACUGGCGGUCGCACAAAGAUGUAGAUGAUAGAUCCCUUUGCUCAACAGUGCAUGAGAGUAUAGAACAUCUCUUCAUUUCCAUUGAAAAUAAGCUGGGCUCCCACUUUGUCUUCCGUGCAUUGGGCUACAUUACAAUGGCACGUGUAGGGUUGACCGAGGUGGAAUUGGAGGACAUAUUGUCUUUGGAUAACAGUGUACUUGGAGACAUCAUGAUCAGCUCAAAUUUGCAGAGUCCACUGCGAAUCUCAUACAAUCUCAUUGCUCUACUACGGGAAGAACUGGAGGGCUACUUGGUGGAGAGGCAGGUACGCAAUGUUACCCUGCUGGUGUGGGCAAACAGGCAUCUGCAUCUCAUUGCACAAAAGCUAUAUCUCAGUAAUGAGGAGGAUGUCCAUCAGAUGCACAGCCUUUUGGCCGAGUACUUUCUUGGCAUAUGGUCAGGUGGUAGAAAGAAGAUUUUCCACUGUGACAACAAUCACUUUGCCUCAUUAAACAUCUCUCAGCAUCAGAAUCCUCAUCACCAACAGAGCCUCCAUGACAAAGCCUCGGCUGACAAGCACUCUUAUGACCGGCAGACUCCAGAACAACCAUGGGUGUUCCAGUGCAACUUACUUGAGCCAGACAUUUUCUUUGUCAAUCACAGAAAAAUGACAGAAUUAUUAUUUCAUUUGACAAGAAGUGGACGAACAGAUGAUCUCAUGUAUGGUGUCGUCAUGAACUUCAGUUGGCUCUAUACCAUGCUUAAAAUUGGACAGUUUGACAAAGCCUUGUCAGACAUUGACAUGGCUUAUAGCUACUCACAAGAAAAGGAGCUCAAAUUUCUAGCUAGUACACUGAGAAGUAUAAAGGUCAAGGUGACCAAGAACCCUGCCUCACUGUCAGCUGAGCUUCAGCAAAGGCUUCUUCCUGUUGUUACUUCUCUUCCGAAACUUAGACAUCUCUUAUUAGAGUGUGACAAAGAUGGGCCCAAGUACUGUUCCAUAGUGCCAUUACACUCAUCCAUGGAUGUUACUUACAGUCCUGAGAGACUACCACUAUGUUCCAGUUACAUGCAGAUUGUAGAUAUUCUACCCACCUUGGCCCCUCAUAUUGCAAUUGUAGCCCUUGAGGACGGUUCUGUCAGUACAUGGGAUGUUGAGAGCAAACAGUUGCUGAGACAGAUAGACACAGCAAGAUCAGUUGUGCUUGGUGUUAGGCUUACCACAGAUGAGAAGUACCUCGUGGUUGCGACUACAAAGAACACACUCCUUAUUUAUGACAACCAUAAAUCCUGUUUGUUGUCUGAGGUGGAAGUAAAAGGCUCCAAGCAAUGUGGCAUUACUGGAGGGGUGGCAUUCAUCAAUGGAUUUACCUUGUCCAGCCACCAUGCUUUAGCUUGGCUGGAGGCCAGCAAGGAUGUCAGUGUCAUUGACUUGGUCUAUGGUUGGCCCCUAUAUCAGUUCCAUUGCUGGUAUGAAGUAACUUGUGUUGAAUGCUCCCCAGAUGGAAUGUAUGCUUUCUGUGGGCAGUAUUUGAACACUACAACUAUAUUCCACCUAGGAAGUGGGGAAAAGCUUGCCACAAUGACUUCUGACUUUUCUGGAGGCUUUGUGAAGUCCAUCCUGGUAUUAGAUACAAUCCAUCAAAUGGUAAUGAUUGAUAAUGAAGGUAGUCUUUCCGUAUGGAACACCAAAGACAUUACAAAUCCCAAACUUAUGGAGGACUACGACUGUCGAGGGGAUGACAGUGAAGUCGUAGGUAUAGAACUUUCGGAGGAUCAGAGAUCAAUCCUCAUUUGCAAAGCGAGAAGCAUCGAGGUGCUUGAUACUAAGCUUUGGAAGAUGGCAGAGAAGUUCAAGGCCAAACGCAGUGAGAGAUUUGUGGCUGCUGUUCUGUCAAAGAAUGGUCAAAGUAUUGUGGCAUCCAUGGAAAAUACCUCAUCCAUAUUUGUCUGGAGAAGGGACAGUGGGCAGUGCAUGGCUAGCUUAAUAGAGAUAUCAGGAGCCAUUGUCAAGUUGAUCAAGUCCACACAUCAUAACUUGCUUUUGUCUGUUGCCAGUAGUGGGGUUCUCUCAGUUUGGGACAUUGACAUUAUAACAGCAAUGUCAAACAUUGACAAAACAGGAAAACAAAUACAAAGUGUACAGCUGUCUGGCAGAGAAGACAUGGUCUACACGAUGGAUGGGUCUGAAGCCAUUCAUAAGUGGAACUUCGGCACAGGCUUCAUUGAGAUAGUGUUUAAACAUGAAGGUGUUGUUGAAAACUGUGUCCUUACCACAACUGGUGACCUUAUGGUAACUUCUGAUGACAAAUGUAGCCAAUACAUCUGGCAGACAGCCACCGGUGAGAACAUCUUUCGAAUCAAUGGGCAAAAAAUAUCUCAACUUUUAAUCACCCAUAAUGACCAGUUUGUGGUAUCUCUUUGUGAACAAAAUGCCUCUCGAGUCUGGAGACUCGCCACUGGACACAAAGUGUGUAACAUCCUGGUAACUCUUCAGCAUGCUCUUAUUACCACAGCCAACACUUUCCUGGUUGGUACAAAUAAAAACAAGCUCUUGGCUGUCAGCUUGUGGUCAGGCAGUGUAUCCAAGAAGUUUAUCUGUGAUGAUGGAAAUACGAUCACAACUUUUAAGCUAAUUCCAGACAGUCCAGACUGUGUAGUUUUUAUCACAUCAACAGAGACUGUUUUUAUUUGGAAUGUUGCUGACGAGUCUGUCUGUAGGAGGGUUCAGCUGCCAAGCAACUUCUUGAAGAACUUGGAAGACUUCCAAAUUUCACCAAAUGGAAAGCUGGGAAUAGUAUCCAAGGGAGAUGAGAACAUUAAUGUUCUCGAUCUGCACAGUGGUAAACUCCGCCUAAUUCAUGCAUCAGGCAUAAUAUGGAGGCAAAGGUUGUCACGGGAUGGACGCUACUUGGUGUACAUCUGUUUCCGAAACUGUGAUGAAGAUGACGACGCAGGUGUGGUUUCUAGUUUGAUUGUCAUGAGACUUGCUGAUGGAAAGAGUAUUGGGACCUGUUCUCUCUACAAGACACCGACCUUCUUGUGCCUCUCACAACGAGCACUUAACAUCAUCAUUGGCUUUGAGGAUGGCAGCAUUGGCACCUAUACAGUUGUGGAUCGUGUGGAUGCAGCCCUCAAAAUCAAGAUCGCCACCUCCAACAGCCGCCAGAUUGUUAACAAUGCCUCGCAGAAAGUACGACCUAAGUGCAGCACCAAUACCUUCAAGUCUAUUGCUGAUUGCGUGUGGAGGGAGUCCACUGAAGUCUUUUCUCGAGAUAGCCCCAUCAACGUCUCAGAUAGUGGAGAGCCCGAAUCAACAACCCCUACAAAAAAGAGUGAAAUAGUGCAAUGAGUGACCUUUUUAAGAUGUUAGUUUUGCAGGUAAAUGGGACCAGGUUUGGAUGCAGUUGGUUAAUGUUUACAGCAACCUUGUGACUCAGUUGCACAAUUCAGUUCUCGGGGUAUUACAGUGGUU
Molecule: messenger RNA, 5420 nt
Organism: Trichomycterus rosablanca
Lineage: Eukaryota; Metazoa; Chordata; Actinopteri; Siluriformes; Trichomycteridae
Product: NACHT and WD repeat domain-containing protein 2
Exons: 8
Coding region: 60-5297 (1745 amino acids)
Molecular function (GO): protein binding
Source: RefSeq, a predicted model, not a curated record